This is a messenger RNA of Rosa chinensis, 891 nucleotides long. Its product is annotated as protein PHLOEM PROTEIN 2-LIKE A1-like. The transcript is spliced from 3 exons. The record is from RefSeq and is a predicted model, not a curated record. NCBI's taxonomy places the organism in Eukaryota, Viridiplantae, Streptophyta, Magnoliopsida, Rosales, Rosaceae. Bases 63 to 764 code for a protein of 233 amino acids.
CCAGAAUAUAUUAAGUACUAGCAGCAUGGGAACAGAAAAGAAGUGUACGUAACUUGGAAGAGAUGGGGACAGGGUGGUCACAAGAUGAAGCCUCACAGUCGCAGCAGCUGAGUCCUGGAGAACCAUGUAACAAGCUCCUAAUCGAUUGUGUGCGACUGUUAAACAAGCGCACCUCAGAAAAGAAAUUUGAAAUCAACCAACAAAAACAUGAACAACAUCACUAUCAAUUAUUAUUCUUUUUUCGAGUAUUAGCACUAUUACUGUUAUUAUUACAGAAGUACUGGGUUGACAAGAAGUCCAACAACUGCUUCAUGGUGUAUCCAAGGGAUCUCACAAUCACUUGGGCUGACGACAAACGUUACUGGCACUGGCCUUCCCUGGAAGAAACAAGUAAUGUCUUCAUCGAUGUCGCUGAACUGUUAAGGGUAUGCUGGCUUGAAGUUCAUGGAAAAAUUGAUUCCACAAAGCUGUCACCAGGAACCCUAUAUGAAGUAGUAUUUAUAGUGAUGUUGAAAGCUGCAGCUUAUGGAUGGAAAGUUCCUGUCAAUGUCAGCCUCACUCUCCCAGAUGGUAACAAGCAAGAGCGUAAAGCUGAUCUGAAUAAAAUCCCAAGAGAACAAUGGACAGAGAUACCAGUAGGCGAGUUUAGAGCAUCACCAGGAUUACUUGGGAACAUUGAAAUUUCAAUGUAUCAAUAUGAUGAUGGCGGGAUAUGGAAGAGCGGACUUUUGAUCAAGGGCGUUGCCGUUCGGCCUAAAAGCUAAGAGAGUCUGCAACACUACGCUUAUGAACGGAGAGAGAAGAUGUUCUGAGUUUAUCAGCAAAAGCUGCAAAACUUCUUAGUGGUAUGGAUAUAUAAUGUGUUUCAAUAAAAUCUCAGAAAUUGCAAUU